This is a messenger RNA of Melitaea cinxia (Glanville fritillary), 1342 nucleotides long. RefSeq names its product aminoacyl tRNA synthase complex-interacting multifunctional protein 1 (gene AIMP1). Gene Ontology annotation, molecular function: tRNA binding. NCBI's taxonomy places the organism in Eukaryota, Metazoa, Arthropoda, Insecta, Lepidoptera, Nymphalidae. The record is from RefSeq and is a predicted model, not a curated record. Bases 295 to 1179 code for a protein of 294 amino acids. The transcript is spliced from 3 exons.
CUCCGUGUUGCUCUUUGGAGUGAACGCGCGCGAAGUCGCGACGACCACGGGCCUUAGGUGGAACGAUAGAAUGGGCGCCGCAGACGUUGCGGAACUUGCGGACGCUUAGUGGAACGCGGCCGUAGUCUCGUAGAUGAGGGUAGAUGUCAUAUCCUUGCAACUUUACAUUGACUUUACAAUUGUAACCUGUGUUUAUUUAUAGGUUACACUUUAGUAAUUAAAUUUUCAUCUAUAAUUACCCUUUAUAGGUAAUAGGAGUCUAACUGUUCUUAACUCAUAGAAUAUUUAUCGUGCAUGUCUUACCGCAUUUUUAUAAGAAAAAUGUCUAAUAAUGCAACAUUAAAACUAAUUAAUAAUGCUGAAAAGGCUGAAAAACGUCUAGCAGAAUUAAAAACUAAGCUAGAAGAAGUUAAGAAAUUUAAAGUUGAGGAAAAAAUUAAACAAUUGACACAAGAGAAUUUAUCUCUAUUGAGCCAAGUAGAAGACGCAAAGGCAGAGUUAAUACGAUUUGAAACAUUAAAUGGUAAAAAACAAUACCCAUUGCUUCACAAACAUAUUGCAUUAUCAGAGCAGCAAAGUAUUAAGGAUGAUAGCAAAGAAUCUGCUCCUAAAAAAGAGAAAAAAGAAAAAGAAGCUAAAAAGAACAAAGAAAAACCAGCACAAGCAGUUGCAAGCAAUGAAGUAACUAUUGAUGUUAGGAAAUUGGACUUUAGAAUUGGCAAAAUUUUAGAAAUAAACAAACAUCCAGAUGCAGAUUCACUUUAUGUAGAAAAGAUUGAUUGCGGUGAAGCAAACCCACGGACAGUAGUAUCUGGUCUUGUGAACCAUGUUCCAAUUGAUGAAAUGAGAGAAAGACUUGUAAUGGUACUGUGUAAUUUAAAACCAGUCAAGAUGCGUGGAGUUACCUCUGAAGCAAUGGUUAUGUGUGCUUCCUGUCCUGAAAAAGUUGAAGUUCUUAUACCACCUAAUGGAGCUACACCUGGUGAUCUAGUAUCAUGUGAAGGCUAUCCUCGAGAGCCAGAAGCGCAAUUGAACCCUAAAAAAAAGAUUUUUGAAACUUGUGCCCCUGAUCUCAAAACAGAUGAUCAAGGUGUUGCUUGUUAUAAUGGAAGUCCUCUAAUUAUACCUGGAAAAGGACCUGUAACAGCACCCACCCUAAAAGGUGUACAUGUUAAGUAACUGUGGGAUACUUACAAUUUAUUUAUUAAUGUAUGGUAUAUAGUCUUGCCCUAAAUAUUGUUACAAAGAAAAAAAUAUUUUUUCUAUAGUAUGUAACAUUUAUCACUAUUACAGUGUAUUAGAUUAAUAUAAAACCAUUAAAAAUAUAUAAAGUUUAUUAGUA